GCUGCUUUCCCCUGUAACUAGGGUCAUGGACUAAUGCGUUGCGCAGUAGAAACCUUCAGAGGGCUCGUGCUGGGAGCCCGAAUUGCCGCCCUCGACAGGCUUGAGAAUGCUCUCCAGCCGUGGCUGACAAGUCUCACGUGCGGGUGCACGUACGUGUUGAUCAAGUCUCUAUCUUGGUUCUGCCUAGAUCCUAAGAUGGGGCUACUGUUGGUGAGCAUCUUGAUAACCAUCUCUCGGCAAGCCUUCUUAUAUUUACUUUGCUGGCCGAGCUCAUGUCAGAGAGCUUUCUCAAAGACGAAAGUUGGCGAGUUCUUCCGGUUAACCAAGUCUAGAUAACGUGUUGGAGAUACAACCACGCUCGGUAGUUUGGGUUGCCCGAGGGGUUAUGUGGAAGGGGCAAG
This is a messenger RNA of Aspergillus campestris IBT 28561, 401 nucleotides long. RefSeq lists its product as uncharacterized. The record is from RefSeq and is a predicted model, not a curated record. Lineage: Eukaryota; Fungi; Ascomycota; Eurotiomycetes; Eurotiales; Aspergillaceae. The transcript has 2 exons. Bases 34 to 336 code for a protein of 100 amino acids.